AUGAGCGCGGCCCGCCGCUUGUCGCACAGCCGCUUGUCGGAUAGCCCUGAGAUCGUCCCCAGAAAAGAACAGCUUGCAACGAUCGCGACGAUCCCCAGCCCGGUAGCGCCGUUUGGGCUGAUGGCGAAGAUGAGCUUGCGGAAAAACCCAGGACUCGGAAGGAUUAAAUCAAAGAGUAGCAUUGGAGGUGAGGACGAUGAGGAAAAGGAAGUCUGUCUCGCAAACCCCGACUUCUUCCGUGCCAGUCCUGCUCUGGAGAAAGCACCGGCUCAGAACGACGUGCCUCACAUCCUCCGCAGCGGUUUGAUCACGAUCGAGGAGGCAGAGAAGCUGAUCAAGAUAUACUGGGACUACAUGAACCUGUCUGUCAGCCUGCUGGACCCUGUCCUUUACACGAUGGAAUAUCUCGUCAUCCACAGCCAUUUCCUGUUCACCGUCAUCUGCGGCAUUGCAUCAAGAUUCUAUACCGAGAAAUCUGGGCUCUACCAGAAGGCAAUGCAUUACGCCCGACUCGCGGCUGGUACUGCGCUCACCGGGGGGCAGAAGUCCGUGGAUGUCGUGCAUGCAUAUAUCCUUCUUGCGCUGUAUCCUGUCCCUUCGAGGAAGUGGGAGGAUGACCGCAGCUGGAUCUAUCUGGGUGUCGCCAUACGGAUAGCGACAGACUUGAAUCUACACCACCCGAUCACAGCAAACCCGCGCGAUGAGAUGCAUGCUCGCGUCAUGUUGAACCGUACACGCGUGUGGCUCAACUGCUUCAACCUGGACCGCUCGACGGGCUCACAGUACGGCAAAGCACCGAUCAUCAACAACAACGAUUUUGUCGCAAAUCGUUCGGGCGAGUGGUGGGACAGCUCGCCGUACAACAUGGCUGGCUUUGACAUCCACCUCGCCUGCCACAACGCAGACCUCACCAUCAUGGGUCGCUUCCGCAACAUGGUCAACAGCGAUAAGAACAGCCCGAAGGGCUUCAACAAGAACCUCGACAUCGCGGAUAUCGCAAGCAGGUUCGACGACGAGCUUGCGCAGACGUGGAGCGUGUGGAUCAGGCGUGUCCGUGAGCAUACGGACCCGAACGACCCGCAGUGCAAGUUCCGCACUGGACUGCUUCGGCUGGCAUACAGUUAUUCGCGCACAACGAUCUUGUCGUGGGGCUUCCAGUAUGCAUUUGGUAAGAGCAACCUUGGCCGUGAUGUGGACCUGCUUAAUAGGUGUCUGUGCGCCGCCAUGGAUGUCUUAGCGUCUAUACUUGACGAGAUUGCUGUCCCAGAGCAGAAGAUCUUCCUUCGCCAUGGCCCCGAGGCGCAAAGUGUCUUCGUGACGUUCGCCUGCGCCUUCCUUAUCAAGCUCCUUCAGCCCCGUUACGCUUCCUACCUCGAUCGUAGCCAGCGCCAACAGAUUCGCGACCGCGUUCGGCAGAUCAUCGACCUGCUCGGUUCUCCUGAGGUUGCCAUUGACGACCAGCACAGCCCGAAGGUCUAUUCUCGCUUCCUGCAGGGUCUGUUAGACAAAGCUGCCGCGCGGCUCGACCAUUCCCCGGGCCCGCAUAGGAAGCAGCUCAAGGCCAAGUCCGAAUCGCCGAUGGUGCAGAAGAUCGAGCUACAUGACGGGGACCUGUACUCCAUGCAAUCCUCGUCCAAUCCCCGCAGCGCCAGACCAUCGCUGUCACUGUCUCCCGAGCCAGAGGUACGGUCCCCUGGGCUCCUGGAUUCCUAUCUACCCUCGCCACUCACGCACGAGCCGGACAUUAUGACGACGGACUCUUCUCCGUUCUUUGCCCCUCCUCUGCCAUUCAACGAGCUCUUACUGUUUAUGGAUAAUUGGUCGAUGCUGGAUGUGCCUGGUAAGUUGUGCCUUGAGAGACCAUCGCACGUAGUGGUGAUUGAUUGA
Phanerochaete carnosa HHB-10118-sp is the source of this 1887-nucleotide messenger RNA. RefSeq lists its product as uncharacterized. The transcript is spliced from 7 exons. Gene Ontology annotation, biological process: DNA-templated transcription; regulation of DNA-templated transcription. The coding region runs from base 1 to 1887 and encodes 628 amino acids. The record is from RefSeq and is a predicted model, not a curated record. Gene Ontology annotation, molecular function: zinc ion binding; DNA-binding transcription factor activity, RNA polymerase II-specific; transcription cis-regulatory region binding. Lineage: Eukaryota; Fungi; Basidiomycota; Agaricomycetes; Polyporales; Phanerochaetaceae. Gene Ontology annotation, cellular component: nucleus.